AUGGAGGGGUUUUAUGAAAAAGAGAUUUUGACUAUUAGGGAGAAGUUCUACGAGAACGUCCCUUUUGCCCUCACAUCCGCUGAGAAACUUCCUUUCUGGUGCCCCGAGCUCUGCGCAGGAGCCACUAGGAAGCGCAACAGCAAAGGGCAGGAGCAGAGCUGGCCCCCUGCAGGGCCACAGCAAUGGUGGCGCCUAGGCGGUCUGCUCAGUAUGGAAGAUGAGCACUCCAGAAAAGGAGCACAGACCCUGAGCACAGGAGCACUGACUGUCCCUGACGAGGCCCUCCCGGUGACGCGGAGGAUGGCAGCGGGCCUGGGAGGAGAGUCCGUGGGUCGUAGAAAAUCGUAUUAUGCAUGCCGUCGCGUUAGCCUGAGAGACAACAUGAAACGCCUUAUAACACCUUCCAUUCUUGUGACCAUCUUUCUAGUUCCAUCUCUGGCCCUCAUGAACACCAGUGACAGCCAUUCUUUGGUUGGCUCUGUGGGGACACAGACCAUCCGUGUUGAUGCCUCUCAACGUAUGGUCAGCAUCCAAGACAACAACGUUUUGAGUGAAUGGAAUGGAAUCAUGGACUACAGGAAUGCCCUCCUGGCGGCUAAGCUGUUUAAUAAGAUGGCCUGUGUCCUGGCCAAGAUGGAGCCCGCGGCCUUCCCAAGUUUGGAUGAGAUCACCCAGGCCCUGGGCGAACAGGCUUCCGGUCACUACCCACCCACCCGCGGACUGACCUACACGGUUUUACCCAGCCGAGUCAAAAAUCUGGCCCAAUACGGAGUGGCGGUCAAGGACCUGUGCCGAGCGGUGCCCGCCUACUUCGCUCGGCAGCAAAAAGAAGGCACAGCCCUGGCGAUUGACCCAGACUCCUGUUCUGAGCUCCAGCUUCUGUCCUUCAUGGGACUGUCCAUCUGUGGUGAGAUCCCUGGCCUCUGA
Molecule: messenger RNA, 927 nt
Organism: Psammomys obesus (fat sand rat)
Lineage: Eukaryota; Metazoa; Chordata; Mammalia; Rodentia; Muridae
Product: gastrokine-3-like
Exons: 9
Coding region: 1-927 (308 amino acids)
Biological process (GO): regulation of cell population proliferation
Source: RefSeq, a predicted model, not a curated record